Mya arenaria is the source of this 324-nucleotide messenger RNA. Its product is annotated as homeobox protein Hox-D9-like. Gene Ontology annotation, biological process: regulation of transcription by RNA polymerase II. The record is from RefSeq and is a predicted model, not a curated record. Gene Ontology annotation, molecular function: DNA-binding transcription factor activity, RNA polymerase II-specific; RNA polymerase II cis-regulatory region sequence-specific DNA binding. The transcript has 2 exons. Bases 1 to 324 code for a protein of 107 amino acids. Gene Ontology annotation, cellular component: nucleus. NCBI's taxonomy places the organism in Eukaryota, Metazoa, Mollusca, Bivalvia, Myida, Myidae.
AUGUGCUACAUCAGAGAUAUGGGGAACGCAAUCCAUCUGCCGUCGACGACGUUAGCGCCAACGGCCGUCACGUUACAUAAGCGACGCCGUCCAUAUUCGAAGUUCCAAAUCGCGAAAUUAGAGAGGGAAUAUAACAGCUCUACAUACAUUUCUAAGUCCCGACGCUGGGAAUUGUCCCAGCUUAUAAACCUCUCAGAAAGACAAAUCAAGAUUUGGUUCCAGAACCGAAGAAUAAAGGCGAAGAAAAUUACCAAACAUGACGGUGAUUCGGAUAAAGACGGUAGUCCGGAUGUCCCAGACAUUGGAAUGCAUAUGGGCCAAUGA